Messenger RNA from Cuscuta campestris, 1869 nucleotides. The record is from the annotation of a GenBank genome assembly. Lineage: Eukaryota; Viridiplantae; Streptophyta; Magnoliopsida; Solanales; Convolvulaceae.
CGAGACUUGGAGAUAUUUUCAAUUCAUCUUCUUCGCUACUUUUCUUCACCUCCAUGUGCGUCUUCAUAGUAUCGGAGCUUGGUUAUUUCUUCCUGUGAGAUUUUCCGUCGCACAGAAGAUAAGCGAAGAUGGCGACUGGCGAAGAACAAGCAUACAAACAUGAUCCCCUGUUCUUACACAACUUAGACCAUCCAGGGAUGGUUCUUACGACCACAAAGUUAAACGGAAUGAAUUUCAUUCCUUGGAGCAGAUCGAUCAAGAUCUCCUUGAUCUCUAAAAUGAAGAUUGGCUUCAUUAAUGGAAGCUGCGAGAAGCGUGAUCCUGAUUCUCCGAACUAUGCUCAGUGGGAGAGAUGCGACAAUAUGACUUUCAGUUGGAUCCUUAAUUCUAUUCAACCAGACCUGGCAGAGGCGUUCCUAUAUGCAAAUUCCUCCCAUGAAUUGUGGAACGAAUUGAUGGAGCGGUUUGGAGAAAGCAAUGGACCUUUGAUAUACCAGAUUGAGAAGAAAAUCGCAGAUCUAAAACAAAAAAAUGACUCUGUAGGCACAUAUUUCACCAAACUGGAGAAACUUUGGGAUGAAUUGGCCAACAUGAGUGCUAUACCUGUAUGUGAGUGCAACGGUUGCACCUGUGAUGCCAAGAAGAAAGUUCUGGAAGCUGAUCAGAGGAGAAAGUUGAACAAAUUUCUGAUGGGCCUUAAUGAUGGUUUUGACACACCAAGGGGACAGAUAGUGUUGAUAGAUCCUCUUCCUUCAGCAAACAAGACAUGUAGCAUGGUUCAGCAGGUGGAAAGGCAGAAAUCCAUUACGGGAGUUCAAGGCCUAGGCCUUGAAUUGGCAGCGUGUAUAAAUAAUGAAGGCACUGAUACACAGAAUAUGGCUAUGUAUGUUAACAAAGGAAAUGGACAAAGAUCAGGGAACUUUAACACAUCAGAUCCAAGGAGGGCUAGGAAAUAUUGUGAUCAUUGCAAGGAGGCUGGACAUUUCAAGGAACAAUGCUUCAAAAUAGUGGGAUAUCCAGAAUGGUAUAAAGGUGCAAAAGGGAAAAGAAUACAACAAAAUUAUGGAGCAAGCAAAUUUGCAGGAAACACCACAGCUCAGCCUCAAGACACUUGUUCUGACACCCCCCUUGAUGACAUGAAUGGUCAUAGGGGUGAAGGACAGAACUAUCAACAUAAUCCAGUUUUUGUUCAGCAUGUGGCUCAGGAAAUGCUGAAACUAAUGACAAACAACAACACUUCAAUGGAUUCUGACUCAGGCCUUAUGAGCACUUAUGCUCAUCUUGCAGGACCCUUCAACUAAACAGUCCUUGGCAAUUGGCAUGCGAAUUCAUGGUUUAUACAAGUUGAGAACUGAACACAAGGACAGGAACAGUCUCAAACUGCAUGGAAUGACUGCUGCAUCUUGUAAUUUUGACUUGUUCCAUGCUAGACUAGGACAUACUUCUUGGUCAAAAAUGAAACAUAUGUCUGGAUAUGAUACUUGUACUGAUCACAAAAUACAGUGUGAUACAUGCUCUGUAACACCCCAAUCCGUAUAACCCGGAAUUAUACGAAUUAUGGUGAAACAAGAGUUCAAUAAAAAUUUCACUUGACAUUUGAAAAUGACAAUUACUUAUAAAUAUUAAAUUUACAGACUCUGGAUCGCGACCCAUUUAAAAAUAUUUUCAGAGUAAUGCGGAAGUACAAUAAUAACCAAAUCAUGACAUAUUUUAAAAUAUGUUGAUCAAACAUUUGCCUGCUAUCCUUGCAUCUCCUCUGACUCAAUGCCCUCCGGGAAUGGUUCCAUCAUUGUCUUCUUGUUACCUACGUGUAGUCAACGAAAAAAAAUACAAACUACACGCUCAGCGAAACCGCUGAGUGGUACCACG